Molecule: messenger RNA, 661 nt
Organism: Porites lobata
Lineage: Eukaryota; Metazoa; Cnidaria; Anthozoa; Scleractinia; Poritidae
Source: the annotation of a GenBank genome assembly
AACUGUCGCUCACCUGGUGACUUACAUCAUGGUCUUAAAAUCGGUAAUAACUACACGCACGGAAAAACAGUUCGAUACUCUUGUAACCUUGGGUACACACUUGAAGGCGAGGCUGAACUGACUUGUGUAGAUGGAAGAUGGAACACUGCCACUCCCAAGUGUAAAGGUAAGCUUUCAUUCUUGUUUUCCAUUUCCAAAAUAAAAACUUUCGUUGAUUUUGCAUUGGAAGUUAAGGUUAUUUUAUUUGCAACUUUUCAAAUGACGUGGCAAAUUUUAGUAAUGGCUGCAAAAUGAAUUAUAUAGCCCACAACUUUGAACUGGUAAAAGAAGAAUUAACUCGUGAGCGUCUACUCAAGUUGCAGGCUAAAGCUUUACUUGAUACCCUGCAAUCUUCAUUUCCCGUAUUGGUUUAUUAUACAUAAACGACAAAGGCUAAAAAAUUAACCACCCUGUAAUUAUUACGAUAGCUGUUGAGUGUGGUAAUCCUGGCAAACCAACUAACGGAAAGCAGAUUGUCAGGAAGGGCUACGUCUAUGGUGGAUCAGCCAAGUUUUUUUGUGACAAGAAUUACACUCUGGUGGGGACUAAUGUUAUAUAUUGUCAAGCUAAUAGGAGUUGGAGUUCCUCUGUUCCACGCUGCGUAGGUACGUGCCAUGUGUAA